UCUCAGAGUUAACCAGCAAGGAACACCUUCCACUAAAGGUCCUAUGUUUCACACAUCUGUGCACAGAAAACCCGUCAAAUGGUUCCCACGCACCGUCACAGCCGCCGAAAACUAUCCACGGCAAGUAGAGGUCCGGCCACGGUAAUUCGUAAAGUACAAAGUACUACGCAUGAAACACCUUCCGUAAAAGUCCCUAGAAAUUUACAACUUCCCAUAAAGUCGGACUUCCAUGCAUCGGUUAGUUUCAGAAAUUAACCGUAGCAAGUAGAAAUCAGGCACCGAAAAAUCCGUAAGGUACAGAGUUAAAAACCUGCAUAGAGACCUUUUACAAAGUCCUAAAAUUGCACACAACAUGGAAAAACCAAGGAACCGGAUACGGAAAAUUCACAUUCUCACGAUCUUUAAAGGAAGUUUCUUAAAUUAACCGUAGCAAGUUAUGGACUGGACCCGAAAAAUCCGUAAGGUGGAAAAUCCUGAAAAACUUCAUUCAACCAACCACGCACAAAAAUUCCCGCCUGUGUUUCAUCUGUUCGACCCACUGUGCCAUGUGCAUAAGGGCUCAAAACUCGGAGCUCGGAACUCGGGACUCGCACUACCUCCGAUUAUAACUUAUAACACCAACGAGCGAGAAAAAUCUUGUGGGAAACUUGAGGGCAAAGUGUUUCCCACGAUUCGAAUGUCAGUGGAAAGGAAAACAGAGAAGCAGCAUGUGCAACCACCGUCGCACCACCACCACUGCACCAUCGCAUCUUCAUCCCCUGCCAAGACUCACUUACAGCAAACACAGUUGGGAUCACAACAAUACGACUGGAAAUGGUUUUUAAAGAUCUUUAGAGAAAAACCCACCACCGAAAAUGCAGGCGAGAGGAUCGUGUCCCAGUGA
Molecule: messenger RNA, 883 nt
Organism: Drosophila elegans
Lineage: Eukaryota; Metazoa; Arthropoda; Insecta; Diptera; Drosophilidae
Exons: 4
Coding region: 437-883 (148 amino acids)
Source: RefSeq, a predicted model, not a curated record